GGCCGUGUUUACAUUUGGAGCAGCAGUCGUCGACGAUUGGAAACGGAGUCAGAUGUAAUAAUAAAUUAAAGAAGAAUUUAUGUUAUUGUUGCAGUGCUAAGGAUUUUUCGACAUGGCUUUGGUGGUUGGAAGAUGCUUGUUGGGGUCACAAAGCCCCCUCGUCCAAACCCUCCGGUUUAGAACAAGAAAGCCAAACCUUCGAAAGCCAGCCAUACCUCACUGGGAUCGGGCAUUAGUACUCAAGGUGACAGAACCUUUUUACCCAGCUAAAAGUUCACAAGAGCAUCCUGCUAAUAAUUGUAACAAGAAAAGAAGUGCUCUUCAGAAUGAUGACAAAAAGGUUAAUCCAUUUGAACAAAUUUUGGCACAAGAAUUCCUAGAGAAGAUCAGGAAUGCCAAAGUUGUUGCCAUCUUUCAUAGAAAUCCCAUGUCUGCAGAAGACAUCUUUACUAUGCGUCUUCAGCUACACAAAAUCAAGUUGGAAUACUUACAUUACAAUAAUAGUAUUGCUAGACUUGCAUUCUCUGGAUCAGAGUUUGAUGCUCUGUUGAAGUUAUAUGAAUCAGACACACUCACUGUUGUAGGAGAGGCAUCUGUAGCCAAGUUACUCAAACUUGAAAAGAAGCUGGUAGGUUUGGUUCUGCUAGCUGGUGUUGUUGAGGGCCGUCUCAUGAGUGUGGCAGACAUGAAACGUUAUGCUGCCCUUCCCUCUCUGGAUGGUGCCAGGGGCCAGCUGCUGUCCAUCCUCAGUGCUCCUGCUCAGAAACUUUCACAGAAUAUGACAUCUCACCAGAGAGAAUUGUCAUCAGCUCUUGGACGUUAUAUAUCAGAUCAGACUCCAACGCCGCAAGCAGAAGAACAAUAAGUGAGUGGAGUAAUAUUUAUAAUAAGUAAAUAGCCCAUGAGAGUGGAGUAAUGUCAUAACUUGUUUUUUCCUCAUCAUCUGUACAUUAUGUAUUAUAGCUGUUUAAUAAAAAAAACAUAUGAAAGUAA
Molecule: messenger RNA, 993 nt
Organism: Penaeus chinensis
Lineage: Eukaryota; Metazoa; Arthropoda; Malacostraca; Decapoda; Penaeidae
Gene: mRpL10
Product: 39S ribosomal protein L10, mitochondrial-like
Exons: 6
Coding region: 113-865 (250 amino acids)
Biological process (GO): translation
Cellular component (GO): mitochondrial large ribosomal subunit
Molecular function (GO): structural constituent of ribosome
Source: RefSeq, a predicted model, not a curated record